UUUCAGACCUUUUCAAACCGCACCAAUGCCAUUCGUUGUAUGUAUCCUUGUCGUUGCUCUGGGUUGUUUAAUCUUAGGACGGUGUGAUGACAUGUCGUAGCUUUUUGAAGCAAAGGGAAGCGAAACAAUAGGGUUCAUGCGCUCAGGACUGAAAUACUUACUGGGGAGGAAAAACAGAGCUGCUGUGCUGAUCGCGGUCACACUGUUAGCGUUAUUAGCUUCCGACCCCACGAAAGGUGCCAGGGAUAAUCUAGGCGAGGAUAUACUUGUUGUCAAUCAUCUGGUCCGAGAAGAUAAAUUGGCUCGGUAGGGAAAGCAAAACCGGAGGGGUCCAUGUAGACGCGCGGUCUCCUUUAUUAUAGGACGCACCAGGUAACGUGGAUGCAAUGGAUGCAUCGUUCCUCUUCUAAUUGAUUCCGUCGACCAAAAGCGAAACAGAAAUAGCUCCCAGUAUGAACCACCUAUCGCUGAGCGAACUCUGCUGCCUGUUCUGCUGUCCGCCGUGCCCCAGCAAGAUCGCCUCCAAGCUGGCCUUCCUGCCCCCGGAGCCCACCUACAGCCUGUUGUGUGACGAGAGCGGCAGCCGCUGGAGCCUGCAGCUGUCGGAGCGCGCCGACUGGCAGUACUCGUCGCGCGAGAAGGACGCCAUCGAGUGCUUCAUGACGCGCACCUCCCGCGGCAACCGCAUCGCCUGCAUGUUCGUGCGCUGCUCGCCCAACGCGCGCUACACGCUGCUCUUCUCCCACGGCAACGCGGUGGACCUGGGCCAGAUGAGCAGCUUCUACAUCGGCCUGGGCUCGCGGAUCAACUGCAACGUCUUCUCCUACGACUAUUCGGGCUACGGCGCCAGCUCGGGGAAGCCCUCGGAGAAGAACCUGUACGCCGACGUGGACGCCGCGUGGCACGCCCUCAGGACGCGGUACGGGAUCCGGCCGGAGAGCGUGAUCGUGUACGGCCAGAGCAUCGGCACGGUACCAUCCGUGGACCUCGCCGCGCGCUACGAGAGCGCCGCCGUGGUGCUCCACUCGCCCCUGACCUCCGGCAUGAGGGUGGCCUUCCCCGACACCAAGAAGACCUACUGCUUCGACGCCUUCCCCAACAUCGACAAGAUCUCCAAGGUGACUUCGCCGGUGCUGGUGAUCCACGGCACGGAGGACGAGGUCAUCGACUUCUCCCAUGGCCUUGCGCUGUACGAGCGCUGCCAGCGGCCCGUGGAACCGCUGUGGGUGGAGGGAGCGGGCCACAACGACGUGGAGCUCUACGGCCAGUACCUGGAGCGUCUCAAACAGUUUGUGGCCCAUGAGCUGGUCAACCUCUAGCUCCUCCCCCCCGGAGCUGGUCAACCUCUGGCUCCUCCCUCUGGAGCUGGUUAACCUAUAGCUCCUCUCCCCGGAGCUGGUUAGCCUCUAGCUCCUCCCCCCGGAGCUGGACAACCUCUGGCUCCUCCCACUGGAGCUGGUCAGCCUCUAGCUCCUCCCCCCGGACCUGGUCAACCUCUGGCUCCUCCCCCCGGAGCUGGUUAACCUCUAGCUCCUCCCCCCGGAGCUGGUUAACCUCUAGCUCCUCCCCUCGGAGCUGGUCAACCUCUGGCUCCUCCCCCUUGGAGGUCCGUCCGAGGGGAGGGGGGAGAGGGGUCGUCAAUGGGUGUAGGAGGAGGUGGAGGAGCUGGAGGAGUUGGAAAAGGAGGAGGAGGAGAGCGGAGGAGAUGUGUUUGGAGAUGAUGUUUAUGUCUAGAGAGAGAAGAAGCUUUUGUUCGUGUUGUUUUUGCGGCGGAAGACCGUGGAAGGUGGGGGCUACGUCGCCAUGUUCCUGCCGAUGUGCUUCUACUCAACAGACCUCCACCUCCACCCCCACCCCCACCCCCCUCUAGGCCCCACUAGAGGUCCCCGCAAACGCUGUCCUCUCCACCUGCUGCAACUGUGAAACUUUACAAAACCACCAACUGAGUAACUUAGUGGUUUAAAUCAAGUUCCUUUUUUUAUUUUAUUUUAUUCCGUGACUGCACUCAAAAGUAAUGACACAAAGGUUCAGAACAUUGCGAGAACCUCGCUGGUUUAUACGCCUGAGUGUGGAGGAGUCAUACUGCAGUCCCAUUUGUUUUAGUUUUUUUGCUGCCUUCAAGAAUGGACCCCCCCUCUCUCUCCCAUAGGUUAGGCCUCAGCCAAGUCGCUGUCGAUCCUGGCGUUUUCCAAGGCGGUUAGUCUGUCUUGUCGGACUAGAUCACCAUAGAACCUCAACAACCUCCAACUGCUUUUCUAGUUCACCCGGAUCCAAUCUGAGGUACUGCAGUCGUAAUGUUUUUUUUUUAUUGUUUAGAAUAAGUAUUUUGAAUAUUUGCACGUUUCAAAUAGGAGUGACAACCAUACAUAAGAGACGUUUUGAAUCUAGUCGCGCCAGUGUUGCCAAAUGUUUAGUAAAUUGCCGAGACUUUUUUGCGCAGAGCCACAGAGAUGUAUGGUUGCACGAACUGAGCUGUAGAAAACAUCUUCAGUGGUCCGUUAACUAUGAGAAUUUCUUAUUUUAAUAUUGUUUUUGCUCUUUAUAAAGUAUGAGGAUAAACUAGUAGUGUGUGAACGGACGCACUGCUCUCAUAGCAGCUAGCCAAACUCACCGUUGUUUUUAUUGAAGUUUUGUUGUUUGGCUAUCUGAAAGUGGAAGCUAACUAGCCACACUUUAAUUCUUCCACAAGUCAAACAAAGCACUAUGUUUUGAACUGAUUGUUUGGUUAUGUUUUUAUUUAUACGUCAGGUAAAGGCAAGACUUUUUGUUUCAAAUCAAACUAGCUGUUUAAACUCUUAUGUGCAAUUUUCAAUCACGUGGUUUGGAAAUAUCAACACACGUUUUUAUAAUUAUGUUACGUAAAUAAAACACACGCGACUCAAACUGGGAACCUCGUCAAUCUAGUCUCAAACCACUGAUGCUGUUCAGGUCUGUCCUGGUCGGCAUCAGUGCUCAUCCAUCACGCUCCCAUGACACAUCUCCGGUUAGUUUCCUUAUCAAAGACCACUGGCAGAAAUGGCUGUUUUUCAAUCAACACGUCUAUUUUUUACAAUUUUCUUUCUUUGUGUUUUUCACAAAUCCCUAAAACCAUUGGAACGUAUUAGAAAGUUCUGUGUUACAUCACUUCUAUAUAAGGUCCAAUGGGCGCUCAAAUGCAGUCUACGUCGUUAUUGUUUCUUUUGCACAAACAUUCCUGUCUUAAGCGUCUGGUGUCUGCAUGGUAAUUAUGGGAGCCAUCGUCAAAUGCUCUUUUAACGCUGACUCGAAGCCAAGGAUAACUGGAGCCAAGGCCGUUGGUGUUCUGCUCAUCUAACCUGUUGAGGUGCUGUCCCUCGGCCCUGAAUCGCGUAUGAACGGUGUGUCUGCAUGCCACGUAAGAGCCAACGCCGUUCCCCUGUGCUUCACUGGGCCACGACAGAACGCAGACCAACAACUGUUAUUUUAUUUAUGUUUUAUUUCAGAAGUUUUAGCACCGAAGGGCCAGGUCUGUUGGUGUGUUCACAGGUUGGGGAGCUUCUGUUUAAGUAGUGAAUAGCCGAUAAGUUCAUGGGUGCUAUGAUAAACGUUCAGGUCUUAUAUUAUAGGUUUAGAGGACCGCACAAUUACAUGAAUAGAAUUUCUCGUGCCUACUAGGCUUACAAAACUCUAUUUAGGAUUGGCUAUAGUAUGUGAGGUAAUAACAUGUUAAAAACGAUCUAUAUAGAACUUCUAAUAUAUACCUAUGUAUAACCUUGUAGGGGACGCAAAGUCGCUUUGUUUCAUAGGCUUUUCUCAAUGUUCAAAUUGUAAAUAAUAUUUGUACUGGACAUGUUUAUUUCACAUCUUUUCAAGCCUUUAACCCACUAUAGUUGUUGUUACUAAUCAAAGACCUAAUCCCUGAUUACGGCUCAUCAGAUAUCUCUGUAAAGAAUUGACUCCCCUAUGUCUUUUGGAUGUUUAUUUUUUAUGAUACCUUUUCAGUUGAAAAAAAAUACUUGUAUGUAAUGAGAAAAUUCUUAAUAACAAUUCUAAUAUGACUAUGGAAAUUAAAUAUGGUAUUUGAGAUGUAAA
Messenger RNA from Gadus morhua (Atlantic cod), 4050 nucleotides. RefSeq names its product abhydrolase domain containing 17B, depalmitoylase (gene abhd17b). The record is from RefSeq and is a predicted model, not a curated record. Gene Ontology annotation, cellular component: endosome membrane; plasma membrane. Gene Ontology annotation, molecular function: palmitoyl-(protein) hydrolase activity. NCBI's taxonomy places the organism in Eukaryota, Metazoa, Chordata, Actinopteri, Gadiformes, Gadidae. The transcript has 4 exons. Gene Ontology annotation, biological process: protein depalmitoylation; regulation of postsynapse organization. The coding region runs from base 453 to 1319 and encodes 288 amino acids.